AUGAAUGAGAAGGAAGGGUCAUCAGUAGCAGCGAUGGCAGGUUUCUACUAUCUCUUCGGUAUCCUCUUUCUCCUAGCUCACAGAUCUCAUGCUAGCUUUCCUGCCGAGCUUGAAACUGAAGAAUCCGCUGGAAGUGCUGUAGGAGAUUCCCAUGUGCCCGUUCAACCACUUCCUACAGCUCAAGUUGUAGCAUCCGCUCCUAUUGCCAAUGUAGCACCAGCCGUGGCGUCAGCUUCAGUUGCUCAUGUUGCUCCAGCUAUGCCAACGGCUGCAGUUCCUGGAGCUGUUGCUCCAGCUUCAGCUCUUCUGCCGCCUCAGCCCUAUCCAAUUAUCCCUUAUGCAUCGAAUUACCCACUUUACUAUCCUCUCACUGCACUGAGAAACGUAAAGAAGACCUAUGUUAAAGAAUCCGGCCACAGCUCCCAAACAGAUAUAGUUUCUGAAGGUGGUCAUCUUUCUAAGUCUUUCGGCUUCCACCCAUUUGGAAAGAUCCCAGAUGCAGUAGCUUCGCCAGAACUAAUGCGCUCUCGUGCAAGCAAGAAGCUAGCAUCAAAGAAAACUCUUCGAGCACACAAGAAGUUCGACAAGAAGAAGAAUUGA
Molecule: messenger RNA, 600 nt
Organism: Strongylus vulgaris
Lineage: Eukaryota; Metazoa; Nematoda; Chromadorea; Rhabditida; Strongylidae
Source: the annotation of a GenBank genome assembly